UGGACCAGUCUGACAUGCCAACUGACAAUUGACAUCGGAAUUGUCAUUAAAAUCUGAAAUAAAAUUGUAAAUUACUACAAAACGAGAUAUUUACUGGUAUUUAAACAAUAGUGUUACAUUAUUCUUAGUCCUUAACGUAUUUUAAGUGCAUGUGUUGUGAUCGAAAGCGUGUAAAAUCGCGCCAUGUUACAAUCUCCCCGGAGAGCGAAAAUGUCUUCUAAAUUGUGAUUUGUGACGUGUUUUUGUUCAUCAGAAUCAUGGAUUUGCAAGCUGUAUCUACAUCUCAGGCCCAGCCAGCAAUGGCUGACCCGAGUACAGCCAACGCGGACCCCUUCAAAAAACCAAAAGAGGAGGUCAUAAAAUUCGUAAGCGUCACCAGUGAAAUACUGACGGAAGAGCAACGUCAGAUGUACGAAUCAGUUCUCGCCACUUGGAAGCCGGUCUUAUUCCCAAAGAGGAUUAAGAGAUAUAUCUGUCCUAAAUGCAGUAAAGAGUUCAAAAACUACCAAAACCUCUACCUUCAUACUACGAGGGUGCAUUCUUCCGAAGAGUCCGCUGUUAUGUGUGAUAUUUGCGAGAAAACAUUUAAAAACAAACAUUAUCUCUACAUGCACAGAAUGAAUAAACACUAUUCAGAGAUGGAGAAGUGUUACUGUCAGUUUUGCCUCCAAGAGUUCAGGACACGGAGAGCUUUACAUCUACACGUGAAACGAAUUCAUCCGAACACUCUUCCAGAGAUCAAGUGUCAUGAAUGCGGCAAAGAGUUCCACGCUCCGUACAAACUUAAGUACCAUCUAGAAUCAUGCCAUAGGACAGAUAAGGACAAAUACAAAUGUCAUAUUUGUCAUAAAUUGUACAAGAAUCAUUUGAACUUGAAUCGCCAUUUGCAGCUCCAGCAUGCGCCAGUGGAAAGACAUCCUUGUGUCUUCUGCCCGAUGACGUUCAAAUCACGUCACCAUAUGAAGCGACAUGUGUUGAACAUCCACCCGCCUUUAGAGUCGAAAGUUAAUUGCCCGGAGUGCUUGAAGGAGUUUAAAAAUGACCAAUAUCUGAAGGAGCAUAUGCAGGUCCAUUCGUCGGCCGAUUCGAAGGUGAAAUGUGAUCUAUGCGACAAAUAUUUCCAUUCGGCUGUACGCUUGAAGAAGCACAAGAAGAUCGUGCAUCCGACGAAGCCGAAGCUUCGCUGCGAUAAGUGUGAUAAGGAGUUUGCGCACGCGCACUACUUGAGGCGUCACAACAACUCAGUGCACGUGGAAAUUGACGAAAGUAACUACGAGCAUGAAUGCGAGCAGUGCGGCAAGAAAUUCAAGUUGAAGAAGUAUUUGAACAAUCAUUUGCUGAGGCAUGAACAGCAGCAGUUGAAGAGGAUCUCUCAGAUGGUGAAAACGGUCAUGGAUGAUGGUAAGGAGGUGAAGGUGCCGAAGAAACGCGGCAGGCCGAGGAAGGCGCGCGCGGAAAUAGAGUUUAUUAAAUGCGAGCCGGUGUCCAGUUCGGAAUCGGAAUCGGGCGACACCGAUUCAGAUUCGGAGUGAUUUCGCUCGGUUCUGUGUGAUUUCGCCCAGUACUGUGUGAUUUCGCCCGGUUCUGAGUGAUUUCGCGUGAUAUCGCGUGAUUUUUCGCGGUUCUGUGAGAUUUUGUGUGAUUUUUCUCGAUUAUAGCGGCGUAGGGUUUUCUAUAAGUUUUGGUGGUCAGUAACUUGAUAGUUGGGGAUGAUAUUGAGAUGUCGGUGUGACGGUGCCGGCAUAGCGGUUGCGAUUAACAACAGUUGCUCAGUUGGUAGUGUUUGGAAUGUUGGCGUAGAAUAUUUAAUCGAAUACUUAGUAUUCUUUAAAGUUAGGGGAUAGAUUUUUUAAAUUUUGCUAUACUAAAUGUGGAAUUUAUGAAAAUUUUAAAUAUUUAAUCAAUUUUAAUAAGACUAGUAAUGCAUUUUUUCUGUAAUAUUGUUCUCAUUAGAAAAAUUUAAUUCAAAUAGGAUAAACUUAUACAGUAUUUAGGACAAAUUACAUUUAGAAUUAGUAAAUUAUUGUUAUAAUUUUUUUUUAAUGUUAGGAUUCAUUUUUUUUUUAUAAAAAAUAUUUCAAUGUUCUUAAGCUUGAAUAAAACUACGCCAUUAAAAAAAACUAGUAAUUUAGUGAAAGAUUUAAAUCGCAGUUGUUAUGUCGGCCUUUGCCGGCAUCAGUUCGGUGAAUACACAUCGAGCAGAAAGAAUAUUCGGCAGAUAUACACUAGCUUUUGCUCGCGGCUCCACUUGCAUGAGAGUUUUCUCGAGUAAAAGAUCCGCCAUAUACAUGGCCAUUUUGACAUUGCAUUACUAAAUGAAACCACAUACUUAUCUACUUGGAAAUAGCACUACAAUAAGUUACUUGAGCCGUAGAUGUAAAAUAAAAAAGUGUAACGAACAAAAUAAAUAUUAAUAAAAAGUAAUUUUAAUU
Messenger RNA from Manduca sexta (tobacco hornworm), 2432 nucleotides. Its product is annotated as zinc finger protein 58-like. Bases 258 to 1532 code for a protein of 424 amino acids. NCBI's taxonomy places the organism in Eukaryota, Metazoa, Arthropoda, Insecta, Lepidoptera, Sphingidae. Gene Ontology annotation, molecular function: RNA polymerase II transcription regulatory region sequence-specific DNA binding; DNA-binding transcription factor activity, RNA polymerase II-specific. The record is from RefSeq and is a predicted model, not a curated record. Gene Ontology annotation, biological process: regulation of transcription by RNA polymerase II. The transcript is spliced from 2 exons. Gene Ontology annotation, cellular component: nucleus.